UUAGGAAUUGUUAAACCAUCAAGUGCCAAAAAUAGCAUCUGAAAAGAAUAAAUUACAAUCCAUACAAUUUCAAAAGCACUAGUAAAAUGGGUAGCUCAUUUGUUUUCAAGUUAGGUGGAGUAAUGUUGUUGUGCAUGCUGGUAAUUACACCAAAUGUGGAGGCUGGUGUAACAUGUGGUCAGGUUACGAGCAGCCUGGCACCGUGUAUGUCGGCUCUUACGGGUGGUGGGAGCCCAUCCCCGGCUUGCUGCGGUGGGAUUAGGUCCUUAAACAGCAUGGCUUCAACACCAGCAGAUAGGAAAGCUGCUUGCAGCUGUUUGAAAUCUGCAGCUUCUUCAGUAAAGGGUAUUAAUUUGUCUGCAGCAAGUGGACUCCCUGGUAAAUGUGGUGUUCACAUUCCUUACCCUAUUAGCACUUCUGUUGACUGCUCAAAGGUGAACUAGAUGUCAAAAUUCCAGUAUUUCAGAUAGAAACUUAAAACUCUGCUAAACUAUUACCGUAUAUAUUUAUAUUUUAUUGUGUGUAUCAUAUAAUAAAACAAAGUAUAGAUGAGACUCCUUUAGCUAGAGUCCUCUGUACUUGAUAUAUAUGUAUCUUUGUCACUAGUAUAAUUUGAUCGAUAUAAACUAGUUUCUCUUUUUCUA
Molecule: messenger RNA, 644 nt
Organism: Amaranthus tricolor (Joseph's coat)
Lineage: Eukaryota; Viridiplantae; Streptophyta; Magnoliopsida; Caryophyllales; Amaranthaceae
Product: non-specific lipid-transfer protein 1-like
Exons: 2
Coding region: 87-443 (118 amino acids)
Biological process (GO): lipid transport
Cellular component (GO): membrane
Molecular function (GO): lipid binding
Source: RefSeq, a predicted model, not a curated record